This is a messenger RNA of Pelobates cultripes (western spadefoot toad), 15309 nucleotides long. Lineage: Eukaryota; Metazoa; Chordata; Amphibia; Anura; Pelobatidae. The record is from the annotation of a GenBank genome assembly.
GUCUAGUCCGCCUAGCUUGUGAAGCUGCCUCCCUGACAUUAGUUUUGGCAUGUCUACAUUACUAGGAAAGGCAUAUACUGGUAAUUAAGAAUUAAUUUUCCUGUUUAGUGGAUAACUCUCUUUAGUUUGAGACAAAGGCAUGUGGGCACACCAGCUACAUACUACCUGUGAGGAGAUUGAUAGGGGGUUAUAACCUCUACUUUAGGGUUAAUGUUUUUACUAUUUGAAUACAAGAGUUAAGUAAAUACUAUAUAAUCCACACGAAAGACUCCAAAAGCAAUUUGCCGCCACCACCCCUUCCUGCGUUCGAAUUGUAAAUAAAAGAAAACACAAUUUACAUAAUUUAUCGUUCAUUAGCUAUUAACGGCCAUGGUACAACCCUUUCAACACAUGGAUCCUGGCAGCCUUGAUAUAACUUUGGUGAAGAGUUUCGUAGUGGCUUUCUAAAUCCGAAAUUUACAUGAUAAAUGUGACGUUCUAAUUGUAAUUCCUCCCCCUUCCCCUUCUCGCAUCAGAUGAGUGUACUCUAGUGCUUGGAUCUCUACGGCUCUUCCAUGCGCGAACUUCCACGUGUGACGCACAUUUUCGGCGACUCUCAUAGUAUAGUCGUUUUCAGUAGCUAAUAAAACAUGGCGGAGACUGCAGAGGGUAAGAUUUAAAUACAUACAUUUGUUGCGGUUGUUCAUUUUAUGUGUUCAUUCGUAUUACUCUCGGGAGAAAGGAUUUACACAUCCGACAAUAUUGUCGUUGCCCACAAGGUUUGCGAAAUAUCGCUGUCUCGUGGGUGGCGGUACACUGGCGGCUGAUCAUCAUCCUCUGGUUAUUAGUAUGGACUCGAUAUCAGAUAAAUGAAAUGCCAUAAAAUAAGAUUCAGUGUAAACCUCAACAAAGUAUCCUAUAACCAAUGUAAUGUAUGCUACACCCACUGACCUGCACUAGCUUGCAGGCCAGAUUACACUGCUUUUGUGUGUUUUUCUGCCGCCUGGCUUACUUAUCAAUGUGCAUUGUCACAGCUUGAAUUUUGUUAGCCUCAUUUUUUUUUUUAUUCCACUUGAUCUCAUUUUUGAGAGUCCUUAAAGGACCACUCUAGGCACCCAGACCACUUCAGCUUAAUGAAGUGGUCUGGGUGCCAAGUCCAGCUAGGGUUAACCCAUUUUUAUUUUUUUAUAAACAUAGCAGUUUCAGAGAAACUGCUAUGUUUAUGAAUGGGUUAAGCCUUCCCCCUAAUCCUCUAGUGGCUGUCUCAUUGACAAUGCUUUCCUAUGCGACGGGCUGAAUGCGCGCGUAGCUCUUGCCGCACGUGUGCAUUCAGCCGACGGGGAGGAGAAGAGGAGGAGAGCUCCCCCGCCCAGCGCUGGAAAAAGGUAAGUUUUUACCCCUUUCCCCCUUCCAGAGCCGGGCGGGAGAGGGACCCUGAGGGUGGGGGCACCCUCAGGGCACUAUAGUGCCAGGAAAACGAGUAUGUUUUCCUGGCACUAUAGUGGUCCUUUAAUUUGACGUGUGUGCAGUUAUUUAGUAGAUUAGUUAAAAAGAUACUAUAGUGCCAGGAAAGCUGUAUUCCUGUUAUUAUAGCUUCCCCACUACCUUGCGCUCCCCCUCCCACCCCGGUACCUAAAGGGUUAAAACCCCUUUAUUUACUUAUCAGAUCCAAGUGCCAAUGCCUUUCGGCGCUUGGAUGCGACUCCGUCUCCACCGACAACCCUCGACAAGCAGGCCCUAAGACCUCCCAGUAGGAAAGCAUUUAAUCAAUACUUGCCUAUGGGGAAAUAGCUGGUGCUGGAUAUACUUCAUAAAUGGUUUUCCUCCUUGUGUCUGUUAAGAAGCACAGGUUAUUAUUACUUAUAAAGCGCCAACAAAUUCUGCAGCACUAUUCAAGGAGUGGACUAACGGACACUUCAUUGUAACUAGAUGAGUUGGACGCACAGGAACAGAGGGGUUGGGGGCCCUGCUCAAUGGGCUUACAUGCUAGAGGGAAUAGUGACACGAAAGGUGAGGAAGGUUAGAGGUAGAAAAGUAUUCAAUGAGGGUUUAGUGUGUUUUUUUUUUUGUGUGUUGACUGUUGCAGGAGAGAAAUCAAGGUGCGGGUAGGGAAAGCUGUUACAAGUUUAAUUCAUACACUUUACUGAAGUGUUUUCUCCCCCCCAAUUUAAAGGUAUGGAGACUGGGUGAAAGUCUAAAGGAGAAGGGAAGAGAGUUCUACAGGAAUGGGUGUGUUGGGUUGCUUUUUAUAAAAUGCAAGGAUAACAUCGUAGCUGUUAAUACAUUUGAUUUAGUCUCCCUAAAACAUGCAACUGAAAUUUUGUGUACAGUGUUUAUGUAAUUUAUGGUGUGCUUAGAAAAAGUAAAAACAAACAUAUAUGGUCUCUGUGGUGGAUUUAGGUGUGUUUUGAUCAUCUCCAAAAGCCACAAAAGGCUUUUUGCAAUUUAGAAUGCUAUGGACAUGAUUUUGAUGCAAACACGUGUCCAAACUAGGGGCUUCAUGAUGUAGGAUGAAGUGAUCUUCAAAUAAUUACACAUCUGAGUCACUUAUCCUAUGUAUAGAUGAAAUAAACACUCCAAUAACAUAACUAUUUCAGCCUGCUGGGGUGCCUUCCCAGGGUAAAUAGUUAAUGGUUUGUAAACUUACCUUCACUCUGUUGCAUCUGCCUGUGGAUCUGGAAGGUCCUGCAGGUAGCUUCCAUUAGCUCCACUUCGCUAAGUGCAAGCUAGUUGACUGAGCGUAAAAUAAGCACCUCCCUGUAUCACAGGAUAGCUCAAUGCAGGGAGCUUUCUGGCUGCGGAAGAGCCAGGUUAUUUGUCACCACUUACCUUGAAUGUCUGCCAAGACACUCUAGUGGUUUAAGGUGCUUGGAAUAUUUCUUUAAAAGAACACGCAGAGCUUCACAACUACUUCACCACUUUUAAGUGAAUUAGCAUCCUUGGCCACGUCUCUGCUGUUUGUGCUCGGCCUGUACAUACCUUGUUAACUUGGGUGAAGUAGGGUGGGUAGUGAUAGACUCAGAGAACAUAAGCACACUGUCCCGCCAAACCAAAUGCCUAUUAAACACUUUUAAUGCCAUCAUUCUCAUUCGCCCUGUUGCUCCCCCUCAUCCUACAACCCUGUUUGCCUCAAACUUUGCAACUCACUUCACAGUGAAGAUUUCUACAAUCAAUACAUCACCCAACCCCACUCACUAUACUAUUCUAUGCUCACUUGCACCUACUACAGCGGUAGGUUUCUGCUCUGCUCCGGUCCUCCAGCGCACCACCUGUUCCCUUGAUCCUAUUCCCUCGUAUCUUAUCUCUGUCUCACCCUUCAAGCAUGCAACCAUAACGCAUUCAGAAAAAGCCCAACCUUGACCCCAACUCUUUAUCCUUCUACCGCCCUAUAUCGCUACUGCCAAUUGCCUCCAAGAUUCUUGAGAGAGUUAUGUAUGCGAGAUUGACAGACUUCCUCAUAUCCAACUCUCUGCUUGACCCACUUCAGUCUGGAUUCCGCGCUCAUCACUCUGUUGAAACAGCUGUGACCAAAGUAUCCAACGACUUAAAAGCUGCUAUAUCUCGCGGCCAAUACUCUAUCCUAAUUCUCCUUGAUCUUUCUGCUGCCUUUGACACUGUUAAUCAUCAACAGCUUCUUCUCAUUCUCCAUAAUCUCGGUCUAUGAGGUACUGCUCUCUAUUUGUGCUCGUCCUACUCUCCCAGUGCUUUUUCAGUGUUUUUCUCUGUCUCUGCCUCUUCUCCCCAACCCCUCUCUGGCGUUCCGCAAGGUUCUGUCCUUGGUCCUCUACUGUUCUCAAUCUAUAUUGCCUCCUUUGGUAAACUCAUCAGCUCCUUUGGCUUCCAUUAUCAUUUAUAUGCAGAUGACACACAAAUCUACCUGUCCUCUCCUGAUCUCUCUCUGCCCAUCUUGACUCGUGUCUCUGACUGCCUCUCUGCCAUUUCCAACUGGAUGGCUGCUCACUUUCUUAACCUCAGUCUGUCCAAAACAGAACUUCUGGUCUUUCCUCCCUCAAGUGUUGCUACUCCCUUGUCCGUGUCCCUCCAAGUCAAUGGCGCUACUAUCUGCUCUACCUCUAAGGCUUGCUGCUUAGGUUACAUAGUAACAUAUUUACAUAGCUGAAAAGAGACUUGCGUCCAUCAAGUUCAGCCUUCCUCACAUUUGUUUUUUGCUGUUGAUCCAAAAGAAGGCAAAAAAACCCAGUUUGAAGCACAAUUUUGCAACAAGCUAGGAAAAAAAUUCCUUCUUGACCCCCAGAAUGGCAGUCAGAUUUAUCCUUGGAUCAAGCAGUUAUUACCCUACAUUGAAAGAUUAUAUCCUUGAAUAUUCUGUUCUUGCAAGUAUGCAUCUAGUAGCCGUUUGAACAUCUGUAAGGACUCUGAUAAAACCACUUCUUCAGGCAGAGAAUUCCACAUCCUGAUUGUUCUUACAGUAAAAAAACCUUUCCUUUGCCUUAGACGAAAUCUUCUUUCUUCCAGUCUAAACGCAUGGCCUUGUGUCCUAUGUAAAGUCCGGUUUGUGAAUAGAUUUCCACACAAUGGUUUGUAUUGGCCCCUAAUAUAUUUGUAUAAUGUUAUCAUAUCCCCUCUCAGGCGACGUUUUUCUAAACUAAAUAGGUUUAAAUUUGUUAACCUUUCUUCAUAGCCGAUAUGUUCCAUUCCUUUUAUUAAUUUUGUAGCCCGCUUCUGCACUUUUUCUAGUGCCAUAAUAUCCUUCUUUAGAACAGGUGCCCAAAAUUGCACAGUAUAUUCAAUAUGGGGUCUUACCAGUGAUUUAUAAAGAGGCAAAAUUAUAUUCUUGUCCCGAGAAUGAAUGCCCUUUUUCAUGCAUGACAAUACCUUACUGGCCUUGGCCACUGCUGAUUGACAUUGCACAUUGUUGCAUAGUUUGUUGUCUAUAACAAUUCUCAAGUCCUUUUCAUGUGUUGUUAUCCCUAAUUCGCUUCCAUUAAGGGUAUACGUUGCUUGUGUAUUCUUUACGCCGAAGUGCAUAACUUUGCAUUUUUCAGCAUAAAAUUUAAUCUGCCAUUUGAGUGCCCAGUCUCCCAGUCUAUCUAAAUCCCUCUGCAGCAAAGUAAUAUCUUGCUCACAUUGUAUUGUUUUACAAAGUUUUGUGUCAUCUGCAAACACUGAAACAUGACUUUCAAUGCGGUUUUCAAGAUCAUUUAUAAACAUGUUAAAUAGAAGGGGUCCCAGAACAGACCCCUGAGGGACACCACUUGCCAGCUCUGUCCAGCUUGAAAAUUUACCAUUAAUGACAACUCUUUGUACUUUGUUUUUAAGCCAAUGUUCUACCCAAGAACAAGUAUUUUCAUCUAGACCGAUUUCCUUGAGUUUGAACACUAAUCUAUUGUGUGGAACUGUAUCAAAUGCCUUGGCAAAAUCUAAAUAGAUCACAUCCACUGCAACACCCUGAUCUAUACUUCUACUUACUUCUUCGUAGAACGCAAUCAAGUUAGUUUGACAUGACCUGUGCUUCAUAAAACCAUGCUGAUUUUUGCUGAUAACAAUGUUCUUCUCAAGGAAUUCUUGAAUAUUAUCCCUUAAUAAACUUUCAAAUAUUUUACCAGCCACAGAAGUUAAGCUCACAGGUCUAUAAUUUCCAGGCAAGGAUUUUGAACCCUUUUUUGAAUAUAGGAACCACAUCUGCCUUCCUCCAAUCCUCCGGAACACUUCCUGAAAGAAAAGAAUCUUGAAAGAUUAAAAACAGAGGUUCACUUAUUUCUGCACUUAGUUCCUUAAGUACACGUGGAUGGAUACCGUCAGGCCCUGGAGCUUUGUUUAUAUUAACUUUCUUUAGUUGCUGCAGCACCUUGUCUUGAGGUGUUCUCUUUGACUCCGACCUCUCCUUCACCCCUCAUGCCCAAUCAAUCGCCAAAUCCUGCCAUUUCACCUCAAAAACAUUGUGCGCAUCCUACCAUAUUUAGCACCUGAUAUGGCAAAGGUAUCAUGCUGCUGUCCUCUCUCGCUUUGACUACUGUAAUCCGGUUCUCAGUUGUCUUGCGUGUUCCCAACUUGUCCCGUUACAGUCUAAAAUAAAGUCAGCGGCAAGGCUUAUCUUCCUGCCCGCCAGCACCUCCCCGCCAGCACCUUCAGUCCCUCCAUUGGCUUCCAGUAAUGCUCAAUUUAAGAUCCUGACACUUGCUUACACAUCUCUACACAAUGCUGCUCCCACCUACUUAUCCUCACUAAUACACAAAUAUGUCCCGUCUAGGCCCCUACGCUCGGUCGGAGACGUACUCCUACCUCUGAUGCUCACCUUAAAUACUUCUCUAGGGCUGCACUGUUCCUAUGGAACACCCUACCCCUCUCUGUUAAACUCUCACCCAAUCUCCACUCCUUCAAAAAAUCUUUGAAAACGUACUUAUUUAGGAAAGCAUAUCAAUUAAACUGUCAACAGCUUUUCCUCCCUGCACCCUAAUUCCUCUCCUGAAACUGUCAUCAAAACAAAACACUAAACCUUCAGUGAAUAAUAUCCUAGCAACCUACUUUUCUACCCUACCCUUAUAUUUUGUGUCAUUAUACCCCACUCCCAGUAGCAUGUAGGCUCAUUGAGCACGGCCCUUAAUCCCUCUGUUUCUGUGCGUCAAAUUUGUCUGGUUACAAAUACGUGUCUGUUAGUCCACCCAUUGUACAGCGCUACGUAACUUGUUGACGCUUUAUAAAGAAUAAUAAAGAGAAUGCCCAUAAAGUAUAAUGGGAAGCAACUCAUAAACUCACUGCAGGCAAAUCUGUGUUAUGUAGGAAAUUAAUCUUUACCACAGGUGUUCCCCAAGUACAGCAGCAGAUUGCAAAAUAGAAAUUACCUGGGAUUAUUGCUAUUUUCUAUGGAACGACAGGUGAAUAAUACAAUAGAAUAUAAUUUGAAGCAAUAUGUGACUUGGAAUCUGAACCGUGAAACAUAUUAAGUAAAUCUUUUGCUGGAAUACUCUCCAAAUUCAGUGGCAAUUUUUAAAAUUGAGAUUAAUUGGGAUUAUCAUUGUUUUCCAAGGAAUGACAAGGGUGGAUGACUAAACAGCUUCUUCUCAUCCUCUGUAAUAUCGGUCUACGAGAUACCGCUCUGCUGGUGCACUUCCUACCUUUCCUUGCACUCAUUCAGUGCUUCUUUCUCUGCUUCUUUUCCCCAAUCCCUCUAUGUUGGUGUCCUGCAAGGGUUUGUCUUUGGUCCUCUAUUCUCAAUCUACACUGCCUCCCUUGGUAAACUCAUUAGCUCCUUUGGCUUCCAUUAUCAUUUCUAUGCGGAUGACAAGCAAAUUUAUCUGUCCUCCCUUGAUUUCUCACCACCCCUCUUGACUCGUGUAUCUGACUGCCUCUCUGCUGUUGCCAACUGGAUGGCUGCUCAUUUCCUUAAAUUGAACCUGUCCAAAACAGUACUUCUUGUCUUCCCUCCCUCAAGUUUUGCUACUCCCAUGUCUGUCUCCCUCCAAGUCAACAGCGCCACCGUUACCUCUACCUCGCAGGCUCACUGCCUAGGUGUUCUCUUUGACUCCAUCCUCUCCUUUACCCCCCCAUGUCCAGUUGAUCGCCAAAUCCUGCCGCUUCCAUCUCAAAAACAUAGUUCGCAUCCGCCCCUAUUUAACACCAGACGCAGCUAAGUUGCUGGUCAAUGCCAGCUGGUCCACCCAUUGUACAGUGCUACAGAAUUUGCUAGUGCUAUAUAAAUAUGUGAUGCUCUCAGUCUUUGACUGUUGUCCAUUGCACGUACGGAUUGGUGUGGCCCAUACCAGUUUUAGUAAGGACUUGCCAUAAUGUUACAUUUGUUUUCUCACAGACUUAUGCUAUGUUUUAUUAUAUGCUGUAACUCAGGGCUUGACACAAAUUUAUUUGGAAUCUAGGAGCCAGCUAAAAAAAAUUUGCAUUGCUGACUAGUAACAAUUAGUGACAGUCACUCAGACGGCCACUAAAGGUGAUUUCUAGUCCAGUACUGCACAUUGUUUAGCACCUGCGUUCAGCAUCUCCAAGCUCUGCAUGGAGGCGCUGAAUGUGCCCCAUAGAGAUGCAUUGAUUCAAUGCAUCUCAACAAGGAGAUGUGAUUGACGCAGCAUGGCAUUUGAAGCGGAUGUGCGUUAUCCUCCAAAUGCUUUCCUAUGUGUGAGAUCAUCAAGAUUGAUGAUCUCCGCGAUGGCGGUGUUAUGCAAGCCAUUUAAUAUUCUCUAUGCAUGUCAUUAUUUUUUUUACACAUGCACAAUCGUAACUUCUGCAUUUUUUUUUUUUUUAUUUUUUUUUAGGAAUCAGAGAGGAACUGAUUGAUCGACCCACAAACAAUGUACAGGUUGGAUGAAAGAUUUUUAAAAUGAUUAUAUUUUUACACAAAUCUACAUAAUUUGUUGGUUUGCAAAACCUGUUCACACAGAUUUCCAUCUCGCUUAAGGAGUUUUGGUGGCAUUAUACACAUAAUCAACAUACUUAGUCUUUCUUCCCAUAUAUUUAUUAUAUCCUAUACUUGGGUUCUACAACUCUUGUUAUUUUACCCUUUUUAUUCAGGUCCGUGAAGAAAAUGAGCUUUCUACAGCUGCAAGGCUUGCGCAGGUGAGAGAGUGUGUGUGUGUGUGUGUGUGUGUAUAUGUGUAUAUGUGUGUAUGUGUGUGUGUGUGUGUGUGUGUGUGUGUAUAUAUAUAUAUAUAUAUAUAUAUAUAUAUAUAUAUAUAUAUAUAUAUAUAUAUAUAUAUAUAUAUAUAUAUAUAUAUAUACACACACACACACAAAAGUAAAGAGAUGCUUUAUUGACCAAGGUACAGUUGGAAACUUUGCAUUCCUAUUUCCAUAUAGAAUGUGUAAAAGAUAAAAUUGAAUAUCUAGGUAUAAAGAUAACAACAUUUAAUAUCUCAAAGACAAUUCGGAUAAAUUUUGAUGAUCUAUAUAGGGAUCUACAAUCCCAGAUACAUAAAAUGAAGAGAUUAGAACCAUCUUGGAUAGGAAGAGUUAACAUUACCAAAUCGUACUUAAUGCCAAAACUUACAUACUUUUUUAGGAUGAUUCCAUACAAUAUCGAACGGGGCAUCCUGAAGCGUUUUCAAAAUUUAUUUUCUAGCUAUAUAUGGCGUGAUAAACCACCCAGAAUAGCGACGGAAAUUCUAUGUAGAAGCUACCGGAAAGGGGGAAUAGCAUUUCCUGAUGUGAUUAAGAUGUAUGAGGCAAAUAGGGCCUCCCAACUUAUGACAUGGUUAAAUUUGGACCAAGAAAUAUCUAAAUCUUGGAUUAAAAUUGAACAGAAAUCAGUACCAGGGCAAAAGUUAAAUAUCUUAGGUUGGCUAGGACUUCUGAACCUGGGGGCUCUGGAUAUGGAAAAGUUUCCUAAUAAAAUUAUAGGAGAUAUGGUGGAUUUUGCAAAAUAUUUGAAUAUUAAGCUGAAACUUAAAGGAAAAAUAUUGCUUAAUACACCUAUAGAUAUACUUCAAUAUGCUAUGUCAGAUAUAAAUAUUAAAACUUGGAUUCAUCUUGGCAUUAAAAAAAAUUGGAAAUCUAUACGAAGGAUCUAAACUGGUGACAUAUACACAAUUACAACUAAAAUACAAGUUUUUACCGAGCGAAAUAUUCCAAUACCUAAGGAUCAAGAAUUUCCUCUUAACUAAAAUAUUGAUUAAAGAUCACUAUCUUGAACCCUAUAUUAUAUGCAGUCAAAAAAAGGAGGAAUCUCUAGAUUUAAUAAAUUGUUUGAUAUAUUAGAUAAUGUUGUUGAUGUGCCUCCAUUUGGUAAGUGGGAGAGGGAUAUGGGGAAAUCCCUCCCACUUAAAGAAUGGACAAAUGCUACAAUGUUAGUAAAACAAAGUAUACACAAUAUAUCCUUACUUGAAACGCACUUGAAGAUUAUCUAUAGGUGGUAUAUGGUCCCGGUUAGACUUCAUAAAAUAUCUCCAUCUUAUUCAAAAGAAUGCUGGAGAUGCAAAAGAGAAGAGGGCACUAUGCUACAUAUAUGGUGGGCCUGUUCGGGCCUGAAUAACAUCAAAACUCAAAUGCUAGACUUAAUGAAAAGUAUCUUUAAGGAGGUAGCAAUUAGCCCUGAAAUGUUUCUGUUCAAUAUGGAUUAUAAAACAAAUGAUAAACAACAAAAAUACAUUAUGACACAUAUAUUUUUGGCAAUAAAAAUUAAUAUCGCCAGAGCAUGGAAAUCUCCUAACCCACCACUUUGGCAAGAAAUAAUGGAGCAAAUAAGGUUUCAAUAUAAGAUGGAAUCUCUAACUAAGGAUCUGAAAGAGCUUUGGAUACCCUGGACCUCCAAAUUCCCUAUAUAAUAACGAGUUGUCUGACACCCACCCCUCAUCGAGUCUCAUAUAAAUGUGUUUUUUUUUUGUUUUUUUUUGUGUAUGUUUUGUUGUUGUGAACAUUAAAUAAUGUUAAUGCUAUAAUGUUCCAGAAGAUUAAAUAAUUAUAUAUCACUGUAGUAAAACUAAGGAAGUAAUAUUGAUAUUUAUAAAAUCAGUAUAAUAACUGUCUAUUUGACUAUGUAUAAAAGGAAAGGAAAACAUUGAUAAAUAAAAUAAAUAUAAAAAAAAAAAAAGUAAAGAGAUGCACUCUGAGGACUUAGUAAGUGAAAAAAGGGUAAUUUAUUCCAAUAGGUAUUACAUCAAAAAUUAGCCGUCGGUUCGACCCAUUCAGGUCUUUCUCAAGCUAAUUUUUGAUGUAAUACCUAUUGGAAUAAAUUACCCUUUUUUCACUUACUAAGUCCUCAGAGUGCAUCUCUUUACUUUUGUUUAUAUAUCUUCAAUGCGGGAUUGCACUUAGGCUAAAUUGGAUUUACAUGAAAGGGUGAGUGCCAAGAAUAUUUUUUUUUUUUUUGUGUGUAUGUAUGUAUAUUUAUUUUAAUCGUGUUCAAGUAGAGAUUGUAGCCGUGUUAGUCCAGUGAUGUAGAUGUAAAAAACAGAUAAAAUUCGUAUCUUGUAAUACCUUUUUUAUUGGACUAACAGAAUAUUUUAAUGACCAGCUUUCGGGAGAACCUCCCUUUCUCAAGUCUGAAGCAUUUCUGAGCAAGACGACAGAAAUGCUUCAGACUUGAGAAAGGGAGGUUCUCCCGAAAGCUGGUCAUUAAAAUAUUCUGUUAGUCCAAUAAAAAAGGUAUUACAAGAUACAAAUUUUAUCUGUUUUUUACAUAUGUAUGUAUGUAUGUAUAUAUAUGUAUAUGUAUGUAUAUGUAUAUGUAUAUAUAUAUAUAUAUAUAUAUAUAUAUAUAUAUAUAUAUAUAUAUAUAUAUAUAUAUAUAUAUAUAUAUAUAUAUAUAAAAACAUUUUUUUUUUUUAAAGGUGAUACUCCAAAACAGCUUGGUUGUGUUUAACUGCAGUUUGCAUUUUUCUUAUUUAUUGCACCAACACAUAUUAUAUACCCCCCAUAAUUAGCAAUAAUAACAUGUGCAUAAUAUGUUCAGCUUGGAAAAAGUAAUUCAAAAUACAUUUUUGUCGUGAUUUACAUUGAACAUAAUAUACAUAGGAUUUCAGUUUAUUUUUAAAGUUACAGGUCACAAAAUACAAGGAGUAAAAUAAAAUUCCCAUCUGAAACUAUUUUGGAUGUUUGGAUGUUUGUCUUGUAAGCUUAAUAGCUAUCACAGAAAACAAAAUUUCCCCACAGCAGUAUAUAGUUAUAUAAAGUAGACAUCACACGCUAUAAAGGUUGACACUUUUUUUCUUAGCCAUUUCUCUGCCAAAUUCUGCUAAAUAAUGCAGUAAAUUUGUGCUUUUUCUAUUUUUUUGACAUACACACGUAACAAGGUUUUUUUUUUUGUUUUUUUUUUAUGUGUAUUUCUUAAAGCUGGUGUGUGCUAAGCCCCAUAUUGUGUUCAGCUGCAUCUGCUAAGUACAACAAUACUCCUAUUUUGUGCCGUUGUUACUAUUAUGUGAAGCUACAAUGCCAGGCAAUUUCAGUUUCUAUGGUUAGAAUUUUCAUGGAUGGAUUUGAGGCAUUUUAGCAGUUUGACUGUUCACAUUAGGAUUUCCUUUUGAGAAAGCACACUCUCCAGGUUAUCUUAUAGUGUAUAUUUUGCCUUAAAUUGCCACCAUUCUUUAACCAAUUUAUGUCAAAGUUUGUGCUGGAAAAUGGCAUUUUGUACACCGCUCAAAGAAAAGUUUUAACCAACGAAGGUAAGAAUUCGCCUUGAGGCGUUCUGGCACAAUAAGUACUUGUGUUACUUACUUCCUGUCUACAUGCUCUUAUUUCAUGCUUAUCAUAUUUUUUGCGUGAUUGCUUUUGUUGUCUGCUCUUUUCUUUUUAAUAUCUUGAAGAUUAAUGCUUUAUGUUCUCUCCCAUUCAGAUGGCAGGAAUGCCUCUCUCAGGGCCACCACCAUCUACUACUCUAGGACUUGGGUUCCCAUUGGGUUUGACAUCUCGUAUCAAUUCUGACUCUGAAGGCAGUAAGCCGCAACAGGUAAUCUCAUUAUUUAUUCAAGCUGACAGCCGUCCAAAAGUAAACUAGAUCUGAAUACAUUUUUGUCUUCAUAUUUGCUCAAAAUAUUCAGACUUAGUAUUGUCUAAUACCGAUAUAUUUUUUCCACUAUUCAUAUGUCGCUUAUUCUUACUUAAGAUAUUUCUAUUUUCCAGGCUACUCUUCUUGAGCAAGAUAACUCCACCACACGUUCCUUGCUUCUCCCUAGAGGUAAUUUUCCAGAUUCUGUUGUUCAUACCUUGUCACCUUUUUGGCAUUUUUUUCACAUCGGUUUAUUUUGUGUUUAGGAAACCUUCCCAUUGCAUCCUCCAUACCUCCACUGCUGCCCACUAUCACCCGACCCCGUGUAAUCAACCAGCCACCUACUGAAGAGUUGAGAGAGGUGAGUUGCUCUUGCUUUAGACAAUUGGAACAAAUUUCGCUGUAUAUAAGGCAAAUAUUUUUUCUGAUACUGUUUGUAUCAUAUAAUUCAGUAACAAUGCGCAAUACUGUUGAGGACGCUUUUGAUGAAAAUUUGUUUAAACCCCUAAAAAGUUACAGCCACUAGGCAUUUUGCGUCUGGUCCUUUUAAGAAGUUCCCUAGAACGCACCUAUUUAGGAAAUACCUAAAGUAGGAUCCUGACGAAAGUUCCUUAGAGAACUGAAACGUUGGUCUUCUGUGGUAGAUGCCUGAAUAAAAGCUUUUUUCACAAUAUUUUUGAAAUCCUUGGAGUGCUAUCAUUAUUUAUUUAUAUAUAUAUAUAUAUAUGUGUGUGUGUGUGUGUGUAAAAAUGUCCAGUCCUUGCACUCAGAUGUAUACACAGCAGUACUCUGCAAAUAUAAUUGCCGGGUGCAAUAAAUAGCCACAACCAAAAAUUAUAUACAAAUUGUAAAUAUUGGCCAGCAUUCACAGUCUUGAAGUAAAAUGGUACUUUAUUGAAAAAUCUUAAAAUCGACGAUUCAGCCCACGACCGGGGCUUUCAUCAGGAUCAACCCAUUAAUGAUGAAAGCCCCGGUCGUGGGCUGAAACGUAGAUCUUUUUUUUUUUUUUUAAAGAUUUCUCAAUAAAGUACCAUUUUACUUCAAGAUCGUGUGUGCUGGCCAAUAUUUACACUGUGUGUGUGUGUGUGUGUGUGUGUGUGUGUGUGUAUAUAUAUAUAUAUAAUGUAUGAAUGUAGAUAUAAAAAAUAUAUAUGUAUUUGUAUUUCUUUUUAUAUAAUAAAAAAAAAAAAAAAAUCUAAUUUCUUUCUUUUAGUCUGAUGAUUCAUCAACUGGUCCUAAGAUUCCACAGGUACUUGAGAAGAUUCUUCAACUCAAAGAGAUCAGGCAAGAAGAGAUGGUUUCUAUACCUGUGACUACAGGUAACAAACUAUUAACAUUUGCUUCCGUUUUAAGAUGUAUUUACUUAUUGAAGAGAUUACUUUUUUUUUCUCCUUCCUCUUUUCUUUUCUAGAUUGCUUAGGUGGCUUUAUUCAAAUUGUCGUGGGUUUUUUUUUUUUUUUAACCUUUAUUUACAUAUUCAGUGACAAUAUCAAAAUCAUUAAUGUUUGUUGAUGUGAGAUGACUUCCUUUUUCACAAGACUUUAAAUAUUCUAAAAUCAGAAUCUUAAAAAUCUUUCUGUAGUGUACUCCAUUCUCAUUUUACCCUGCACAGCUAAUGCAGUGUGUGGAAAAUUGUGUAGUUGAAUGAGCUGCUUAAGGUCUGUGUAAGUGUAUAGCUAUUUGUGUAUGUGUUGCUUUCUAACCCUUCAAGACAAGUCCAUGUAAUAGUCCAUGAAAAGUCUUAAAGGGACACUAUAGUCACCAGAACAACUACAGCUUAUUGUAUUUGUUCUGGUGAGUAUAAUCGUUCCCUUCAGGAAUUCAUGUAAAUUUACUUUGCCCCCUAGGGAUACCUCCAGUGGCCACUCCACAGAUGGCCACUGGAGGUGCUUCCUGGGGCAGUGCUGCACAGUGUGCAGCACUGCCGUUCGGCGUCUCCCUGCUCUGCACGGAGACACAGAAUUUUCCUUUAUAGAGAUGCAUUGAUUCAAUGCAUCUCUAUGAGGAGGUGCUGAUUGGCCAAGCCGAGGUUUGGCCUCGUUACACCUCCUUGCCCGAUUUCAGGCAAUCCAAUGCUUUCCCAUAGCAUUGGAUUGGCUAAAUAUUAUGAAUUCUUGCGGACUGAGGGCAUGGCCAACGCUGGCAAGUCUGUGUGGUGCUGGAAAUAAGGUUAUUUUUUUUACUUUUUAAAGGGGUUGGGGGCGUAAGCCACCAAAAUGGUGGUUAUAACACUAAAGGGUCAGGAAUACACGUUUGCUUUCCUGACCUUAUAGUGUUCCUGUAAGUUCCAGGUUACAUUUUCAAACCCAGGUCUAUGGAGUGGAUGGGACAAUUGAUGACUGCUCUCUUUCACAUAUGAGAGAUGUGUAGGAUCCCAUAACAAAUUUAUAAAUUGUUAGUGUGUAGUCUAAUUUACUGGUACUUUUUUGUUUUAAUGGUGAUUAAUCAAACAGUGCCUGAGCUUUACUACAUUUACUCCCCUCCCCGGCGCCCCCAUAAAAUUUGGUUCAAAAGCCUGCCGUUUAAUAUAUAAAAAAAAAAUUGUGUAUAUUUCUUUUCGUAUUAUAAAUGCUUAUUUCCUUCAUUCUCAGAAGAGGAAGAUGAUAUGGACUAUAAUCAGGCAUACACAGCUUCUGAAACAGAAGAGGAAAGCACUGCCCCAUCUAAAAAGGAGGUAAGAAUACUCCUACAUAUGCUCAAGCUACUGUAUAAUAAGUGGAAGAUGGUGGCAGACAAACGGAUUAGGAGGAUGUGAUGAAGUACACAUUAUCCUGCACAUAGUGGAAUCUUGAAAAGGAGUUUGCUUAUUGAUUGGGUGAAAAACUGGAUAAUUAAGAGGAUUAUUGUAGUUUGAGAACAUCUUCAAUAAAGGCUCCUAUUUUAUGUAUUCUUUACCAUUGCUUGGUUCAGUAGUUUAAUCCCUGAAACAGUUCUGAACUACU